AAAUGCAUGCUGAAAGUUUGGAAUCUAAUGUUUACUUUCACAUAACAAAUGUGUAGGUCAAUAUCAAUACUACUUGUUAUAAACUGUCUACAGUUUCAUGUUAUAUAUAAUCUUUAUAAUUUCUUAUCUUUUUUAUUGAAUUACAUUCUUGAUUGUAUUCUUUGUAUUCUUUAUUAUAUGUAUUCAAAUUCUUUUGAACAAAAAGUGGAGAAAGAAGCAAAAGCCAAGGACAUUCAUUAGUGUUUUUGUGGAUACUUAGAACUUUUUUGUACUCUUUGAACAAUUUUGUGAACAAUAAUAGAGGUGGGAAUUAAGGGAGAAGUGUAAUACAAUGAGUUUUCUAACAGGAGCACCAAAAAAUUCAUGGCAACCAGCUAUGACAGUUGAUACAACAACAUCAAGUUACUGGUUGAAUUGGAGAGUUACACUAUGCUCCAUUUGGAUAUUUGCUUCAAUGGUUUUUGCAGCCAUUCUCAUAACAAAGUACGAAGGUCCUCGCGGUUCAAGAAAUAGGAGCAGAGAACAGCAGGACAAAGAACCUCCGGGCCUGUUGUAUGAAGAUGAAGUUUGGAAACCAUGUCUUAAAACUAUACAUCCUGGUUGGCUUCUUGGAUAUAGAGUUGUCGCGUUUUUAAUACUCUUGUUGUUGCUAAUAAUGAAUGUUGCUGCUGAUGGAGGGGAACUCUUUUACUACUAUACACAGUGGACAUUCACAUUGAUUACAAUUUAUUUUGGGCUUGGAUCUGUGCUCUCAAUGUAUGGAUGUUACCAGUAUCACAAUAAGGUUGGUGGUGCUGGAAUUGACGAGAGGCAAGAUGCUGAGUAUGGUUCGCGAAGAUUGUCUAUGAAUGUAGAAAACAGCAGCAGCUCAAACGUAAAACAAGUAGGGGAAAAUGCAGAACAGAGUUCUCGACAAAUUGCUGACUUCUGGGGAUAUGUUUUCCAGAUAAUUUUUCAGAUGAAUGCAGGUGCAGUAACUCUUACUGACUGCGUCUUCUGGUUCAUACUUGUUCCUUUUCUGACCAUUAGAGGCUACAAUCUAAAUUUUUGGAUUAUAAACAUGCAUUCGAUCAAUGUAGUGUUUCUACUUGGUGAUACAGCUCUAAAUUGCUUGCGGUUCCCUUGGUUUCGAAUUGGAUAUUUCUUUAUGUGGACAGCAGUUUAUGUUGUUUUUCAAUGGGCAGUCCAUGCCUGUAUCUCAAUAUGGUGGCCUUAUCCAUUUCUUGAUCUGUCUUCUUCAUUUUCUCCCCUGUGGUAUUCAUCGGUGGCGGUGAUGCACAUACCAUGCUAUGGUAUUUUUGUUUUGGUCAUGAAGCUGAAACACCAUUUGUUAAAGAAAUGGUUUCCUCACUCUUAUCAGUGUGCAAAAUGAUGCUAAGCAAGGGAUACUUUUUUAUGUUGUAAUGACAGUUAUAGUCCAAAUAGCAGAUGAGGCAAUUUGAGUUCAUUUUUUGAACACAACAUGGAUGUUUGGUUCUCGAGAGGUUAUACAAAGAUGAAUAGAGGGAUAGAGUUUUGGGUUUGCAAGUUAUACAUGUAGACUAAAUAUGAAGGAACAGAUAUCUAUUGUUCAUAUAAUGUAUUGUUCAAUAAUAUAUGCAACAAGUUUAGACA
Messenger RNA from Capsicum annuum, 1614 nucleotides. RefSeq lists its product as uncharacterized. The coding region runs from base 332 to 1372 and encodes 346 amino acids. Gene Ontology annotation, cellular component: membrane. Lineage: Eukaryota; Viridiplantae; Streptophyta; Magnoliopsida; Solanales; Solanaceae. The transcript is spliced from 8 exons. The record is from RefSeq and is a predicted model, not a curated record.